AUGAUACGCAGCCGCCUCCCCAGCCCCAGCUUCCAUGCUGCGCCCUGGUGGGGACCCCAGUCCGGGGGACCCGGCCCCGCCAAGCGCCGCCGAAUUGAGGAACCCGCGGGCCCUGAAGACGGGUUGGCGCCCAGCCUGCAAGGCCCGGCGGGACCCCCGGCCGCCGACGCGCUCACCUCCGUGCUGGUCGUGGCUGCAGGCUGUGCCCUGCAGCUGCCUCUGGACGGCGGCGUCGACCUGGUGCUGCAGCCCGAGCCCACGUCGGUCCUGCAAGUGUCUCUGGGCGGGCACACCCUCGUGCUGGUCCCCGAGGCGCUCUUGGGCCCGGGAGCGGGGGCGCACCCGCCCGUCGUCGGCCUGGAACCCGGCGCUCUCCUGGGCGCUCCCGCGGGAGGCGUCGCCAUCCAGCAGGGAUUCUUCUGCGCAUUUGCCCCACAGAUCGCCGUCCCAGAAGAGGCCCACCACCAGGACGAGGACGCCGCCCCCGGGUUCCUGACUCCCUGGAUGGUCGCUGCAGUCGGCUCGGUCGCGGGGUUCCGCCCCUCCGCUAGAAUGUGUUAG
Messenger RNA from Myotis lucifugus (little brown bat), 561 nucleotides. Its product is annotated as proline-rich protein 23B-like. The record is from RefSeq and is a predicted model, not a curated record. Lineage: Eukaryota; Metazoa; Chordata; Mammalia; Chiroptera; Vespertilionidae. The coding region runs from base 1 to 561 and encodes 186 amino acids. The transcript has a single exon.